This is a messenger RNA of Oikopleura dioica, 2763 nucleotides long. Lineage: Eukaryota; Metazoa; Chordata; Appendicularia; Copelata; Oikopleuridae. The record is from the annotation of a GenBank genome assembly.
AUGAAGAUUUUGACAAUAGCAAUAUCCGCGUUCCUUGAUGGGAUUUGCGGUCAGCAGGCUCCGCAACGAGACUGGGGAUCUGAGUUGAGGCAGCUUCUGGAUGUUUACUCGUCAGAUUAUGGAGUAAUCUAUCGCGAGCACAUUAAAAACGACUGGAAUCAGUUGACAAACAGAACGAAGGAAAAUUUCGACAAAUUUACGGAUUCGAGGAAACGCGUCAGUGUUUUUCGAAGUAAGGGUCAACUGUACGUUUUGGACUUAGGCUAUAAAAACUUGUACAAUAAGUACUUGACGCCUCUCGAUCAAAAACGCAUGGAUGAAGUCCUCAGAAUCGGCAUCGACAGUCUCGUUUUAUCCGACCUCGAAAGCACCGAUUACUCGCAAAAGUUCGUCAACCUGACAAUGCUACGCCACAAACUCCAGCUCAAUUUGGACGUGACUACAGUAACUGUGGGCGCUGAUGAAUUGCGAUUUACUGACGUGCAAAAUAUUCUCAACACAAUGUACAAAAUGCCGUCGACGUUUGAAAGCCCGUGCAUGGCAUACUUCACGCAGAUGGACUUUUGGCACGGAAUUUUGGCGAAAAUAGGUCGAAAAUCUCGCCCCGAUUUCAUCAAAUUGCGCGACCUUUAUAACGAAGCUGCAGCUAAAAAUGGCUUUUCCGGAGCAACGGAAGAGCUCUUAUACGAAUAUGGAUCAGGAACUGAUAUUAAAAGUCUUGUUUCGAGCAUUUGGAUUGAUAUCUUUCCGCUUUACAAGAAACUGCACUCAGUUGUUAGAUAUGAACUGGCAGCAUUAUUCACUGAAGAUCUGGUCGAUAUUCAAGGAGCCAUUCCUGCACAUCUGAUGGGCAGCAUCCAUGGAGAUACGUGGGAGAAUCUCUUUGAACUUCUAUCACCUGAUGAAGAAUUCGAACUUUUGGACGACGAGGAACUCUUCAUGAACGUCAAGGAGAUGGUCGAAUACGUCGAUAAUAUGUUUAAAGAUUUAGGUUUCCCUCCAAUGCCACAAGAUUUCUUUGAGAACUCAAAGUUCCAGAAGUUGGACAAAUCGGACUCUUGCGAAGCCGGAGCAUGGGAUUUCAAGUCACCAAGUGCCGACGCAUUUAGAAUCCACAUGUGCGCUAUCAACAAACGCCAGGACUUGAGACAGAUGAUAUUUUUAUUCGCUCAAGCUCAUUUCUACCGCGCUUAUUCUGGGCUAGACAUUCUUCUCCAGAAACCUGCGAAUCCUUCUCUGUUUCAUACGAUCCCCGAUGUGAUCCGAAUGUUCGCAUCUCUCCAUGACAAACAUGCUCAACAUUUCAACAUGACCGCAACAACAGAAAUCAACUACCUAAUGUACAUGGCUCUCAAAGAAUUGCCCUUCCUGGCGUUUGCCAAAAGCCUUGAAGAAUGGCGUUGGAAGGUGUUUUCAGGCGAGUAUCCAGAGAGCCAGUUUCAACGGCAGUGGGAAGACAUUGUCUUUGAGAACAUGGGACUCAUGCAACCUAUUGAGAGAGAUAUGUCUGACAUGGACCCACUAACGAAAAUUCACAUCUUACUCAACAUCGAUUACGCAAAAUACUUUCUAUCUUCUGCCUCUGUCUACGAAAUUCUAGCGUCGCUUUGUCCGCUGAAUUCGGAUGGAAGAUGCGACUUGCGUAAUGAUGCAAAACGACCUGGAACCAUUCUGAUUUCAGCCAUGUCGAAAGGAAACACAAUGCCCUGGGAGGGCGUCUAUCAGACACUGACGGGAUCUACGACGAUUUCCGGGCAAGCUCUUAGAAAUUAUUUUAAGCCGCUCGAAAACUAUCUUGAUAAAAUGAUAGAGUCCCGAAAUCUCAAAGUUGGCUGGAAGAAAACGAAACCCGCCCGCAAAAAAGAUAUUCUGCCAUGCUCAGCCGCAUCACCAUGCUCCACUCUUCAAUUACUAGCGCUAGUACUUCUGGAUUUACGCGAGAAUACUGAGUCCUAUGUUUAUUCUCAUGAUUCUGACGCCAAGACAAUAGUCCGCAACAUAAAACGUCGUUUUAAAGAAAGGCGGUUCGAUGUUAUUGGAAUUUUGCCGACCUGUGGGGAAGGUGGCAUCAAUUUGCUGAACGGGAAGGAUGGGCUCAUUACGCCUGUGGAUCCGUGCGGCGGGAAUUCUGCCAUGCAAUUCCUCAAAAACAUCAUGGAUGACCUUCUUAAUAACCGCGGCCUUGUUCACAUUCUUGGCGCCAAGAACGUGAAAAAUUACGAUUUCGUCAAUCGAGAGCUAACGAAGCGAUUUCCUGAUCGAGUCGUUCUGACACGUGAUUCGACGGGACAGGAUGUUCUUGUGGUAAAUACUGCGAGGCCGCAAGACUCGGAAUUUGUAAAGCUUCGGAUACAGGAUUACUACUUCAAAUCGAGUCAAGUCGAUGGUUCGAAGAUUCUCAACGGCUACGAGAAGCUCAAUGUGGUCGGAAAAGGCGCGCAAGGAACCGCUACUCUUUUCAAAAAUAAGGCUGACGGCAAGCACGUGAUCAUGAAGGUUGUUCACACCGAUGGUAUGAGCCAGACUGAGCGAAUGCAAGCGCUGAAUGAAGCCAAUGUUCUGAAAGUCCUGCAGCAUCCGAACAUCAUUCGCUACAUUCAAAAUUUCGAAAACGAGGGCAACUUGCACUUGAUGAUGGAAUACGCAGAUGAUGGGUCCCUCGAUCGCCAUCUGCAGUGUCAACGCGACACCAUUCCAAGGCGUCCGAUACCUGAAAGUGAAGUUAUCAGGGACUGUUGCGACAUGUUUUUCAAGUGCUCUUGA